AUGAAGAAAGCUGGAGUGGCUCUGCAAAGCGAGGUGCACACGGAAAAGGAAUGGCAACAGUUAUUGAGUCGCCCGGGCCUGAUCGUUGUAGAUGUGUACUGUGACUGGAGCGGACCUUGCACUGCCAUGAUAAGCACCCUGAAGAAGAUUCAGAUGGAGGUAGGCAUCGAGGCGGUGGAAUACGCGAUUGCGCGAAACGAUGACAUCGACGACUUGGUCAGAUUCCGAGGCCGAAGUGAACCCACCUGGAUGUUUCUACAGAACGGCAAGAUGGUGAAUCUAAUAUUUGGUGCGCAUUGUCCGAGCUUGCGAAAGCAAUUGAUAAAUGAGAUAAAGAGAGCGCAGCAAUUAGAAACUCCGAAGUGGCAUUUGAGUGUAUCUGAACGAUCGCCCGAAGAGGAGGUCCGAUGGCAGAAACAAGAAACCAUUAGGCGAGCGCUGGAAGAAGAGAAACAAGCAAAGGAAGAAGCCGAGAGGCUGGAAAAAUACGAGCGAUUUAUGGCGCAAAUGAUGGUCGAGUUGUGCGAGGAUACGGUGCUGGUGCUUUAUCCGUGGGUUUUUAAAGACGAACGUGGAAGACCUCGGGAUAAGAUGCACAGUCCACCGUAUACAGAACUCGUGAAGGAUCUCUUCAAACAAUGCUACGAGGUGAGGGAGGAAGCACGGAUCCAGCUGAACGAGGACAUGAUCGAGAAGAUGUUCGUCGAGAGCGGCGUCGACAUCACCGAGGAAUUGAUAAAAGGGCUAACCGACGGGAAAUGCAUGGCGAUGAGGUUGAAAGGCAAACCACCCCAUCCAGACUGGCCGGUUCAAUAUCCUUAUGAGAGUCCAGAACGUGAUUCGUAUCCGGUCCGUGCCAUCAAUGAUGUCGAGAAUUAUCUUAUUAGCAUCCUCACGCAAGGACCACCGACUUUUUCACAAACUGAAGGACCUGAGAUCAGACCGACUUAUGAUACACCUUACAUGGAGAGACAUGUGUACGAGUACGAGCCGGAAAUUGAGGAUGACGUAUCUCGCGUGUAUCCCGCGGUUUGGGUACCUCCUCAGGCUAGAAGUAAAGUUCACGCCUUCAAGACUCUAUUUUCGGGUUACAUGGAGAAAGCUCAUCCUUACGAAGAGCCGACAGUUCCUCCGCCGUUGUGUGCUUUCAAAUUCGAAGUAUCGAAAUUCAACAUUGUGCGAGACGCGUACGAAUUGAAUUGUGAUGCGAUUGAACAUUUCGGCGUCUUCGAGUUCGAUCGGCCUUACGCGAGACGCCUCGCGUCUUCACCCCAGGAUUUCGAAAAGGUGAAGUACAAAACUGGCGUUGAGGUAUUUGUGGUGAUAAUUCGAAGAAUCAACGAAGAAACCUUCCUGGCUUUUGCCGGCAUCGAGCCGUUCUUCGUGACAGAAGUUGACGAGGAGGUUCAAGAAGUAAUAACGGCAUAUUUCUCUAAAGGAGUAGAGGAUGUGACACCGGAAGAACUUUAUGAAGACGAGGAUGAGAAAGAAGAGAAGGAAGAGGAUUAA
Molecule: messenger RNA, 1509 nt
Organism: Acromyrmex echinatior (Panamanian leafcutter ant)
Lineage: Eukaryota; Metazoa; Arthropoda; Insecta; Hymenoptera; Formicidae
Product: Thioredoxin domain-containing protein 6
Source: RefSeq, a predicted model, not a curated record